Bipolaris victoriae FI3 is the source of this 426-nucleotide messenger RNA. RefSeq lists its product as hypothetical. The record is from RefSeq and is a predicted model, not a curated record. NCBI's taxonomy places the organism in Eukaryota, Fungi, Ascomycota, Dothideomycetes, Pleosporales, Pleosporaceae. The transcript has a single exon. The coding region runs from base 1 to 426 and encodes 141 amino acids.
AUGACUUCACGCCCGCCUGCGGACCCGGCGCCCACUUCGCUCUCAGCGUCCCCGGCCAGCGAUACCUUCAGCAGCAGCCCCUCUCGCGCCAGCCUCCGUGACAACUCCUCCUCCUACUACUACUCCUCCUCCUCCACAGCCACCAUCACCCCUUCCACUACCGCCUCCAAGAUCCGCCCAAAGAGCCCAGCUGUAGAUGCCCUUUCGCACCGUCCCGGACUAGUCUCGCGCACCUCCGACUCUUCCACAAAGACCAUCCAACCCCGCCAUCACAUCCGCAACAAGUCGAGCAGUCUUGUCCCGACCCUUUCCACCCUCAACGUCGGCACUGCACCCUCGACCCGCCAACCACCCACCAUGGCCUCCCACGCCGGCACCACGUCCUCUGGCGCUGCCGACCUGCUUCGACAGGCAAUGACACGGUAA